UGCGUGGCUUAAGUAAAUUAGUUUAGUUUGGUCUUAACUUUUGUCGAUUGUGGUCGCGUUAGUCUCUGCUUUAUAAAUGAAAUUCAUUCAAAUCGAAAAAAGGAAACAUACUUUUCAAACUAAAACUAAAAUAGUUGUCAACGAAUUUCGUCUGUUUUUCACAAAUUAAAAUAAAAGUCGUGUGGGAUAAGACGAGAUAGAGAGGUGUUGGAAAGAGCAUUAUCCUCGAGGGGAGACAAUAAUUUAUAUCAUCAAUAUGAGCAAAUAUUUGGUUCCGCGUGUGCACGUGUUUUUGGGAAAAUAAAAUAAUGAAUGAUAUGCGGUUAGACGAGUCGUGGUAAGAGAACUUUGUUUGUUGCUAUUCCGUUGGCUUUUUAAAUCGGAAGGGGGUUGAAGAAAACAUGACACGAAUAAAACUGAAACGCAAGGAUGUACUUCAUUUGAUGGGUGUCAUCAAUAUUGUUGGAUUGAUACAUUAUGGAUAUUGUGAGCCGAACAACUCAGAUGAACAGGAUAUGUCACAUUUUGAUAUGAAAAAUCAUGAGGAGCUCCUGGAAGACAUCCGAGAAGAUACAUCGGUGAACACAAUACCUGAAAAGGAUCUACCGAAAUUUGGUGAACCUUUACAAAAUGUUACAAUCCCUGUGGGACGAGAAGCUAUUCUUCAAUGUGUCGUUGACAAUCUACAGACUUACAAGAUCGCGUGGUUACGUGUGGAUACACAAACCAUUCUAACGAUACAAAAUCACGUAAUCACCAAAAAUCAUCGAAUGAGCAUAACUCACGCUGAGAAACGUGCUUGGGUAUUGAAAAUUCGUGACGUUAAGGAAUCGGACAAGGGAUGGUAUAUGUGUCAGAUAAACACGGAUCCGAUGAAGAGUCAAGUUGGUUAUUUAGAUGUUGUUGUUCCACCUGACAUCCUCGAUUACCCAACGAGCACGGAUAUGGUAAUUCGGGAGGGAAGCAAUGUUACAUUGAAAUGUGCAGCGACAGGAUCUCCUUCUCCAACGAUAACAUGGCGAAGAGAGAGUGGUGAUCCGAUCCCAGUGCCCAAUGGACCAGAUGUUAUAAGCUAUAACGGGUCGUAUUUAACAAUUCCCAAAGUAAACCGACUCAAUAUGGGCGCAUAUCUGUGCAUAGCUUCAAAUGGUAUACCACCGACUGUCAGCAAGAGGGUAAUGCUAAUUGUCCACUUUCCACCAAUGAUAUGGAUUCAAAAUCAAUUAGUUGGAGCUGCCAUUGGUCAGAAUAUCACAUUGGAAUGUCAGUCAGAAGCAUACCCGAAGUCCAUUAACUUGAUGAAGAAUGACACUAUAAUUGUACCAGGUGAUCACUUUGUGCAAGAAGUACUAGAGAAUGGAUACAAGAUAACAAUGCGAUUGACGGUGAAUGAUGUUGACAUAAAGGACUUUGGUUCUUAUCGGUGUGUUGCUAAGAAUUCACUUGGAGAUACAGAUGGUGCAAUUAAAUUAUACCAUAUUCCUCAGACGACAACUAUUACUACCGUUGCACCAACUGUUCCCCUGAACACAAUGCCAAUGGUUAUACUCAAAUACAACAAAGAUCAACGUUACAACAAAGUACAUCGGACAAAGUCAAAAGCAGACCUAUCUACAUCAUCAUUGAACAAUGUUUAUGUUGGAGCUACAUCCAGUUUAUGGAAUUCUCCAGACCAAGUCAAUCGGGAUCAAAGUCCUGAUCACAACAACUACCGCAGUGAUGGUUCAAAGACUUCUUCCAAACAUGAUGCCGAUUCUUUGACAGAUGAUAGUUCAUCAGUAAUAUCUUUGAGCACAAAAUGUUCAAUAGGAACUUUCAUAAAUAUGUACCUUUAUAUAUCCUUAAUUUACUACACAUUAACACUUUGUCAUGUGUAGCAAAUGUUUUAUUAACAAACCAAAAACCUGUAAGAAGAACGAUUCGCAAUACAUUUUGUAAAAAUAAUUACAUUAAUAAAGUUAUUAAAAAAAAAAAAGAAGUUUUAUCUAUAUUUAUUUACAUAAAUACAAAAUAAAACAUUCGACUAUAUGAAGAAGCAAACAACAAUUAUUGUAAAAUACAACCGUUCAACUAUCACGAAAUUAAAAAUUAUAAAUGUAAGUUUUAGAAUACACACAAACUAUUUUUAAAUUAAAUAAUAAGACUGCAAGUUAAAUGAAUACAUAAAUAAAAUAUCAAAUUAUGUGCUUAACGAAUAAAAGUUAUGAAUUAGUUCCUUUGUUCUUCCUUAGUUAAAAAAAAUAUAUUUUUUUAUUGUAAAAUUAGAACUGAAAAUAAAUAGAAGAAUUUCAGACAAGAGAGUUUAAUAAUAAUUAUGUACAUUUGUUUAUUUUAAAUCAUAAAUGAGCUUGUUAAGCGUAUUUCGUUGAGCGAGAUAAAGACAAAAUUAACCAAUAAAUUAAAUACAAAUUAUACUAUUAAGCCUAUUGUUAACUGUAAAACAAAACAAAAAAAUCUACUAAAUUUAUAAACACGUAAUUAAAAAAGAAUUAGGGUAGGUUAUUAUUUACAAUGUAAAAUGCAGAUACAAAUAAUUUCAUCAUCAUGAAAAGAAAAUUCAUAUAUUAUAUUCAAAAAAUGGAGUUGUAACUAGUGAAAACCGUAAUAAAUAUUAAUUAUAAAUAUAAUUCAAAGAAAACAAAAUUGUAAAAAUUUAAAUAAACCAAUUUCCAAGAAAAAGGA
Messenger RNA from Eupeodes corollae, 2682 nucleotides. RefSeq names its product opioid-binding protein/cell adhesion molecule homolog. Gene Ontology annotation, cellular component: neuron projection. The record is from RefSeq and is a predicted model, not a curated record. Lineage: Eukaryota; Metazoa; Arthropoda; Insecta; Diptera; Syrphidae.